CUACGCAUGCCCUACAGGGUUAGCUAUCCAGCAACACACACAGUCACACACCUUAACCUUGUCAAAUCCUUUCCACUGUUCCUUCACUUGGCAGACUCACACACAUGACACACAUCCACAUUCCCAAAAAUCUUAGAUAGAGUAGAUAGAUACACAAGUGCACGCAUAUUCACACACACACACCAUAACUCUCUUUCACUGUUCACUCUUUCCUCUCUCAUCUGUCUGCUCCUGCUUUCCUUUCUUCCAAGCUUUCUUGGAAAAGAAAAGCCACCAGGUCUUGUCUCUUUCCAGGUGCCCUCAACUUUCCAUUCCUAGCUUCUCCUCCAAAGACUAAAAAAUUUCACAAGUUUAUAGAGUCUCAUCUCUCAGCAGAAACUUAGAUGGAUGAAUAAACUGAGGACUUGCUUGGUUGAUUCAACUUGUUGUGAUGGAAGAUAUUUACAGGAUGAACCCUUUUCUAUCUAGUCCACAAGAUCAUGUUGUUGCCACUGCUGGUUCUUCUCAACUGCAUCUAGGCCUUGUGGCUAGUAACUACCUUCAGAUGGAAGAGCCUGAACCGGGUUUGACCGGGUCAGAAAUGUCGGAUCGGUUGAUCAAGAGCCAGAUCGCCUCUCACCCUCUUUAUCCAAAUCUUGUUUCUGCUUACAUCGAAUGCCAAAAGGUUGGAGCACCGACAGAACUAGCUUCCUUUCUUGAAGAAAUAGCCCGUGAGAACCACAAUAGUUCUAAUGGUUUCGGCCGUGAGAUAGGAGAUGAUCCAGAACUUGAUGAAUUCAUGGAAUCAUACUGCGAAGUUCUUCAGAGAUACCAACAGGAGUUGUUCAAACCCUUCAAUGAAGCAACCUUGUUUUUGUGUGAUAUUGAAUCACAGUUAAGUGAGCUUUGUAAAGGAACACUAACAAUGCCAUCAGAUAACAACCGGUCAGAUGAGGCUGCUGGGACAUCAGAGGAUGAAUUGAGUUGUGGGAAGGUGGAAGCGGUGGAAUAUUCCGGCAUGCGUCAGGGGGAUCAAGAGCUAAAAGAAAUGCUCCUUCGUAAGUAUGGCGGUUAUCUUAGCAGCUUGAGAAAGGAAUUUCUAAAGAAAAGGAAAAAGGGUAAGCUACCAAAGGAUGCAAGGAAAACGCUUACGGAUUGGUGGAACACCCACUAUAGGUGGCCUUAUCCUACGGAGGAAGAGAAAUUGCAGCUAUCAGAAAUGACUGGACUUGAUAUAAAGCAGAUCAACAAUUGGUUCAUCAAUCAGAGGAAACGGCAUUGGAAACCAUCUGAAGAUAUGAGAUUUGCAAUAAUGGAGGGUGUAAGUGGUGGCAUAAUAGGACCUAUGUAAUUAAUUAAUUCUGGAUGUGGAUCGUGAUUAUUUCUUUAAGUUUCCUGCUACCUGCACUUGUGGAACCUGCACCAAUAUAUAUAUGACGAGGACAUGAGGUGCUCUAUUCAGCUUAUAUACAUAACUGUAAAAUAUUGAUCUCCACCAUUGAUCAAUGGUCCCUAUUCCCUAAGACCUAAACCCAUUAUUUUACGACAAUAAGUUACUUUUUUUUUUGUGAGAUCAGGAUAUUCACUGCCGACAACAAUGACCAAUCUCUUUGCUUUGAGUGUUUGCACUAAACAGUAAAUGACUGUCCACAAUAAGCGCUUUAUUCUGAUGGGUGGGCCAUGUUACUAUUGAUUCUUUAUGAAUAUAUACUGUGACAAUCAAUAUGAAGAUUAUAUUGUGACAAUCAAUAUGAAGAUUUGGCACGGAUAAAGAAAUUUUCUUAUACGCUACUAUAGUGUGUGGUAGCUAUUUUGGUGAUGUUGCCUAUGACCUUGUAAAUGCAAUGGAGCCAGUCCAAGUAGUAUUCACACAUUGUUUAAGGAUGAGUUUGAAGUCUCAUGGUUUAAGGCUUUAAGCUAUGUUAUCCAAGGUGUACCUUUUUUUUUGUCUCUGUCAUCCAACGUGUACUAAUAAUGUUUCUUAUGCAAGUGAGAUCGAUGUCAAUAUUUUGAA
Lotus japonicus is the source of this 1993-nucleotide messenger RNA. Its product is annotated as homeobox protein knotted-1-like 10. Gene Ontology annotation, molecular function: DNA-binding transcription factor activity, RNA polymerase II-specific; DNA binding. The coding region runs from base 431 to 1330 and encodes 299 amino acids. The transcript has 5 exons. NCBI's taxonomy places the organism in Eukaryota, Viridiplantae, Streptophyta, Magnoliopsida, Fabales, Fabaceae. Gene Ontology annotation, biological process: regulation of DNA-templated transcription. Gene Ontology annotation, cellular component: nucleus. The record is from RefSeq and is a predicted model, not a curated record.